This is a messenger RNA of Lytechinus pictus (painted urchin), 5763 nucleotides long. RefSeq names its product ly6/PLAUR domain-containing protein 6-like. Gene Ontology annotation, molecular function: acetylcholine receptor regulator activity. Bases 558 to 1115 code for a protein of 185 amino acids. NCBI's taxonomy places the organism in Eukaryota, Metazoa, Echinodermata, Echinoidea, Temnopleuroida, Toxopneustidae. The record is from RefSeq and is a predicted model, not a curated record. The transcript has 6 exons.
AAUAGGAAUUAUUUACUUCUUGGGACAAAACAUGAGGGUUUAUUGGUUGAGGAGUGUAUUGUGUUUUGGGUGGUUAUGUGCUUAGCAGGGUAUUUCGUCUUUGAUCUUUUGCAAAAUGCAGCUCCUGUUUAUGUACGUUUUUCUUGGAUGGGGUGGAUGUGUAGGAGGGGAUAGGCCAUAUGCAUGUAAGAAAAGCUUCAUUAUGUUCUCUGUCAUCAGAAGAGAGGUAUCACCAUAGCACAUAUUGGCCUACAUUUAUCAGACCAAGGAGGUGAUAUCUCCUUGAUCAGACAAGAUAAAGGUCUUCUACCAGAUUGAUGCAUACAGUUUGACAGCAUCCUUCAUGUUUUUGUCAAAAUAUCCUUGGAUUACAUUGGAUUUUUUUCAUUUCUUAGAAUGCUGCAGAUAUUAGUGGAUACUUUGAGGUCAUGAUGUAUGUCUCAACGCCAUCAUAGAGGUACUCCCAUUACGCAAAACAACUGGACGAUACUACUGCAGAUUGUCAUCAUCUAUACAACCAGACAUCUUGCCAAGCGAGAGGGUAGAACCUUCCCAUCAUGCUUCCAGUGAUGAUCCUGGCAGCGGGUCACCUUCAUUGGUUCUCAUUGAUCAUCUUCCUCCUUGGUAUCAUCGGUCUUCAUGGCUUGCCCACCGAUCCACCUCUUAUCUUCUCAUAUGAUGACACCACACCUUUCCCAGAUGCCAUCAAGUGUUUUACCUGUGAUAGUAGAAAGACUAAUGAGGAGUGUAAUGACAGGGCUUAUGAUGCCUUCUGUCCACAAGGUACAAAGUACUGUUACACCUCGCAUCAUCUCAACAGUCUAUCCGGUGAAAGUGUCAUGAUCACUAAACUGUGUGCUACUAACGGAGAAUGCACUCCAAAUGUUGUGGGUUGUUUUGAUUUAUCCUCUCAACAAUUUGAUACAAAGAAAUGUAUUUCUUGCUGUGAGGGCUCGAAGUGCAACGAGGCCGUUCCCACGAACUCAAGCACAGCUGUUUUUACAACGAUCACGCCGUACAGCCACGGAACGUUAUUACAAUCGUCAAGACCGUUCACAUUGCUGUGUUUAGUCUUAUCAACGGUGUUAGUCAGAGGAUGGUUAUGGAGCAUCUAGCACUUUGAAUGAGUUCAGACUUUCUCUUUGUGUGAACACAAUAUCGUUCAUUUGAACGUUUCAGUCUCUACUUGUGAUAUGUGGUGUACAUUUAGCUGAAGUGAGAACAGUCCCCAACCAAGUGGAGUAGUACUAUAUGCAAUGCCAGGAUAAAGCUUGUUAGGGAUAUGGAUACAAGUUUUGCAGCAGAUUAAAAGACACAGCCUCGAGGAAAGUGAUGAAAUCAGACAGUAUGUCAAACUUUUUAAGUUUUUGCUCCAUAUGUUCACCUUUUCCUAGGACAAACCCACCGAGAAGCAACCAUUAUGAAGACUUUUUUCCCACCAUGGAUGAUCUUCAUUUACCCCAAACAGACUUAUUAACAGUUUGGUCGCAAGAUGUUUGGAUGGUGACAUCAUUUCUUGGACCACUCUAGCACGUACAGUACAUGCACUUGUUCAUGUAUACAUGUACAUCAUACUAAUAGCAGUUUUAAAGCACUUUGCUAAAUAGCUUGAUAUCCAAGAACAACAUCAGCAUUUAUGGGCUGACAAGCUAGUCGCCAAGUCCGACAACUUUCCCUGGUUUUGAUUGGCUGAGAAGCACAGGUACCAGACUGUUACUAUGGUAACUGUUGGAUAAUGACCUCUUGUCAGUGCUGACAACUUUCAUGAAAUUGUCCUUGGAUCCUUAGCAGACCUCGGCCUCGUUUCACAAUGACUUAAUAUUAUAAUGACAAAUGCACAAUUGCUGUAGCAAAUUUACUAUCAACCAAUAAGAUAGGAUUUCAGUAGCUGUUGACUGUUAUUGCAAAUUUGUUAUUAUAACAAGUUUUAUAAAAUGGGCCUCGGAAUUACAUGUAGUUGAUCCUUUGGCUGCUGAUAUUUUUUCUCUCUUUAAUAUCGGUUUGGAAACAUCUACAUGUAGUCAUUUUAUUAUGAACGUGGGCAUAGUAGUCUAGGUAGAUGUAUAUAUUUUUUUUCAGUGAAACAAGAGUGCAAGAAUAUAUAUUCUGUGAAUAUGUACAUAUGAGGAUAACUUAUAGAGAUCUUUUAUCUUGUUUUAUAUGUACAUUAUGAUGUCUAUAGUGUACAGUACACUGGCAAGAAUAUUUGAUGAAUAUUCAAAGAAUAAAGAUUUGUCUACAGUGUAUUGAUGGCAUAAUUAUGUUAAAUGAUAAAUGCAGAAAAUGAAUGUUACCGGAAUGUGUAGAUGAUAAAGUGCAUUAGAAAUUGCUCUCAUAAUCUUUUUUGCAUACAUCAGUGUGCAGGUUUUCAUGUAAAUUAUCUUUGGUAAUGAUACAUGUAUAAAUGGCAUGCUUAGGGAUGUGUUACAGAGAGUUACAUGUACAUGUACAUGUAAGUCAGACUAAAAAGCACACUUAAAUUUCCAUUUGCAUGCGAUACAUAUGGCAUCUGCUUAUUGGUCAGAAUCAAGCUCAUGGGAUGUGCACUACUGCAUAUUGAUCAAUCAGAUUAUAGGUAAAAUAUCAUGUGCGAAUUGGCACAAAUGUGCAUUUAUAUUAUGUAUGACUUUUUGUCAGACUUCACAACUCUUUGUGGAACGAUCCCCCACCCACCACCCUUUCCCCCUUCCCCCUUUCAGAUUAUGAUGCAAUGUCCCUAGAACCUUUGAAACAUAAUGUAAUAUUGGCCUGGUUCCUAAAAUUUAGAAAAAGGCCAAUAAUACAUUUAUUUCAGUGGUUCAGUGGGUCUAAUUAUGUAUUCAUGAGGUCAUACAUAUCUUGGGGCCCCAUGGACCGAUUCCCCACAAAAUUUGGAUUGUAGGGGUUUUUCAUCAUGCUCGGCCAAAAUAUGGUAUCAAAAAUGGUAAAAUACAAAAAUAGAAAAUUGAUGUCACGCUGUGAACAGGGCUCUGUAAAUGUAUUUUCUUUAUGCUUGCCCAUUCUCUCUGGGCUGCUUUGCCUAGAAUAUGUCAUGAUUUAGAGAGAGACCUUUGAGGCUGCGGUUCCUAAUGAUUCGGUUCGCUUUUUGCCUCCCAGGCACAGGCGACGCCAAACAAAUGAUAAUAAUUGCCCCGAGCAUAUCCCACUUGCUUUAUUUUCCAGUAUUGAAAAGUAAUGAUAAUUUGAAUAAAAUUUUGCAACAUUAAUAUGAGUUGGCCAUGCUAUUUAUGCUAUGAGCAGUACAUUAAUUGAAUAAUUCAUUUCUAAUUUAUUCUCAAAAAAAAAAGCUUGCCCUUUCAUAUUUUUUAUUUCCCCAAGUAGGCAAGUGUCCGUAAAUCCCUAUCUGAACGUUUGUUUUGUUUGAAAGCUGUACUACAUUCUAGCAUGCUUGUUCAUGUAAUGUUGGCCUAUGCAGUAUGAUAAAUCAAUAUGAAUGCUAUAAGCCUGUUCACGGUUGUAAACUUCGCACGAGCAGAAAAAGGUCAUUUGAGAUAAACCAUGAAGGUGGCUUUCAAAUUCACUGACAUAGGCAUUUGUGAUUUGAUGAUUAUUCAUGUAUUCCUUUCAAAAUAUUCAUUUUAUCACAUCCAAGCUGAAGAGUAAUAAAUAGAACCUUCAUAAUCACUGGUAUUUGACAGUAGCCUAUAAAACAAUAGUCGAAUGUGCCAAAGGCAGACAAUAAAGCAGAUUUCCAAACUUUAUCCCUGAUGUACUAUUCUAGUCACCUGGUCUAUACAAUGCCUUUUGUUCUUAGAAUUUGAAUACUCUACCGGUAAAGCUUACGCAACAUCUACAUUUGAAAAUGAUAGUACUUAUCCUAAUGAAAAAUCACAAAGGUCAUUUGAGAAAAGUUGAUCAUGAGCUAACCGUGAACUGGCUUAUUGAUAACAAUUAUUGUAUUUUAAUUCCUGUAAUUGCUCAAUGACAGGGUAUUUUUCAUAAGUUUUUUUUCUUGCCAUUUUUUAUUUUUUAUGUGUACAACAUGUAGUUAGAGCAUCAAUGACUUUUUAAUCUUUUUUUAUUUAAAGACUUGGCCAGAAGUAAAAUUAAAAUUGACAGAUUAAUAUCAAUCAAACUAUUCCACAGAAUUCAAUGAGAUGUAUGUGUGACUUGUGUUUCUGUAUAAAACCAAGCAGUUGUACGUCCGUGGUUUAAAUCUUCUUCAUGCAUUUCCCUUCAUUCUUUUAUUCCUUUUCCUUCUUCAUUCUCAUUUCCUCCAUGUUUGCGCCUUAUAUCUCUAUUCUUCAUCCCCCCCCCUCGAUCUCUCUUCACUUAUAUCUCAUAGUCCUCUGUUUACUCUUGUCAUUUUUUUACAAUUUGUGAUGGUUAUUACUGUAAUGUAUAUACAGUUAUGCUCAAAAGUAAGUGAACCCCACCACACUUCAUCAUGCCGUGUUGAAUGAAGACAACACUACAAUAUUCGGCAAGUCCACAGAAACAAAGUACCGGUAUAUUGAAUAUAAUAUUUUAUCCCUGGACUUCACAAUUAUAAACCUAAACAUGGCAGACCCUGAACACUUUAAAUUAUGUUCUGGCGGGGCUCACUAGCUUUUGAGUACCACUGUAUCUCCUAUUUAUCGUGCAAACAUACUGGCCCAAAUUCACAAAGGUGGUUUUGAAAACCCACUGUUGAGUCCAUGGUUUAUGCAGAUUUCCUGUAUAAAUUACGCUUAAUAUACCGCGUAUCGGGCGCGUUUAUAAAAAAUGUCCAAUAAGGAUGCACGCUUUUGUCACAGUGCGCCAAAUUGACGCCUGUUGCCAUGGUUAAGUACGCUAUUUUAAACAUGAGUCCACUGUUUUGAAUUACGGAGUCCAUUCUUCAAACAGUGGACUAAUGAAUAAAAUAGCGUGGAUAACCACGGCAACAGGCGUCAAUUUGGUGCACUGUGACAAAAGCCCGCAUCAGCAUUGGACAUUUUUUUAAUAUACGCGGUAAAUAAGCAUUAUUUAUACAAUCAUGGGUUUUCAAAACCACCUUUGUGAAUUCGGGCCACUAAGAUGGAUGAAGCCAUUCAUUUGUUUACUUACCAGGUAGUAGUUAUCUCUGAAAUUCAUACUCUGAAAACCUUCAUAAGUUAUUCUUAAGUAGGAUUUUUUUUUAUUCUUGAUAACAAGCUGAAUAAAGAAUGAAAUUCAUCAUGGUGUUUCUCCUUCAAGAAUACAGUAUUAUGCAUAUGAAAGGCAAAAUAAUUUAUUCUAAACAGUCAUUGAUAACACGUGUACAUUUACAUAAUGAAUCAUUGAAAUUGUUAUAUCUAUUCUCUAAUAAGUUCAGAACAUUUCAUUUGAAUGCAUAGGAAAGAUCUUAUCCCAUGAUUUACAUGAAUCACAUGGAAUAUACACAAUAUUUGUUAGCCGUGUUUAAUGUGGAUUGCAAACAUACAAAAAUGUUAGCCUGUCCUCUAUAAUCUUGAAAUAAUUGGUUAUAAGCAGAAAGGCAGAUCUAUACACAAUUACAUGUAAGGUCUUAUGACACAUGAUCAUAAAGACGAAUAAACCAUUUAUUUGUCAACAGCGAUAGUAGCGAGGUACCACGAGCUUUCCUUGUUUUAAUAGAAAAUUAUUAAUAGUACUGAUAGGCUUCAAGAUUAAUACACUCUUUUCUCAACUCAUUGAUGUGUUUAAAUGUCCAUAAUUAUCUAAUAAAAUCUAUGUUUAACUAUUACAUGCAAUUUGUUCCGUACACAGCUGUACAAAAGAUGUAAUAAAUAACUAUGUUCCUAUUUUGUACAUACACACAGGAAAUAAAGACUGUCAAAGAAA